UCGUGUAUCCGCCGCGGGUCGGUCGUGCGGUCGAAGCUAGAACGAAACUUCGAAAUACGAAUACAAUCAUAAAACAAUUAUCUUAUCAUUUAUGAUAUUAAGGAAUAGACGCGUUAAAGAUAUGCUUUUGUGUGUUGUUGUUUUCAUUUGAAUUUGAAUUCGAGGGAUUAGUUAAGGAAAACCUUCAAUCUACAGUGACUACAUGUUCUGUGUAAUAUGACUAAUAAUUAGGAUUUUAUUAAAAUAAUAUUAUAAUUGCAGACUGGGUUAAAGUGGGACACUAAUAAAAUCUGUAGUGCUGUUUUGUUGUAGUAUGUGUACACUGCAGGUGUUGAUCUGAAAACGAACGAAAUAUAAGAAAAAAACAUGUAUACACGAUCGAUUUUACUAUUGUGUAUGUGGGCGAGCUUGUUUGUGGCGUGUUUUGGACAACGCGCUGAACAACUUCUCGCACAGAACCCAUGCUCGAGCAAGACGACUUGCAGCGACUGCGCCCGGACGCCCACCUGCGCCUGGUGCUUCGCCCCCGAAUUCAAUGGCCCCCGGUGCUUCAACCCAGCUAUGGAAGGCGGCACCGCUGGCUGUGACGAAGCCUACAUAUUUAAUCCGGAUAACCAACAGUCAAUCGACGCAUCUUUUAACAGAGAAUUGACUAGAGCCAAAGGUCGUAUGGGCGUUGGGAUGGAGUCCUCUUACUACGAAGAAUCUAUGAGUAGCAGCAGCAGCAGCAGCAGCAGUAGUAGCAGUAGCAGCAGUAGCAUCAAGGGCGGUGGUUACAUGGGAGCAGCGGGCGGUGAAAACCUGGUGCAGAUUAAACCACAAAGAGUUAAACUACAAUUACGGAUGAAUCAAAUGCAAAAGAUGUCAUUCUCGUACGCUCAAGCCCAAGACUAUCCGGUUGACCUCUACUACCUCAUGGAUCUCAGUAGGUCUAUGAAGAACGACAAGGAGAAGCUCAGUACACUAGGAAGUCUACUGUCUAGUACUAUGAGAAAUAUCACAUCCAACUUUAGAAUUGGUUUUGGUUCCUUCGUGGAUAAACUAGUCAUGCCAUAUGUGUCCACAGUACCAAAAAAUUUGAUAUCGCCGUGUGACGGUUGUGCUGCCCCCUACGGUUACAAGAAUCAAAUGUCUCUGAGCAACGACACGGACUUUUUCGAUAAAGCUGUAGCCCGAGCUGACGUAUCCGGUAACUUGGACGCCCCGGAAGGAGGCUUUGACGCUAUCAUGCAGGCUGUGGUUUGUAAGAGAGAGAUCGGCUGGAGGGAACAUGCAAGAAAACUACUCGUGUUUUCAACUGAUGCUGGGUUCCAUUACGCUGGUGACGGAAAGUUGGGAGGUAUAGUCCAGCCUAAUGAUGGUGAAUGUCACAUGGAAGAUAAUUCAUACACACACUCAACAAAACAGGAUUAUCCAAGCAUUUCACAGAUCAAUUUGAAGGUUAAAGAGCACGCUAUAAACGUGAUAUUCGCUGUGACAGCUGAGCAGAUCAAUGUGUAUGAGCAGCUCAGCAAACAUAUUGAGGGUUCCAGCUCAGGUAUACUGAGUGAGGACUCGGACAAUGUGGUUGACCUUGUUAGAGAGCAAUACAAUAAAAUUACUUCAGCUGUUGAGAUGAAGGAUACAUCUAGUGACGCGGUACAGAUAUUGUAUUACUCAUCAUGUUUGGGCGGCAAGCUGCAGCAGACUAACAAGUGUGAGGGGCUUAAGGUUGGAGAUGUUGUGGAAUUCACAGCGGAAAUAACAUUAAAGGAAUGUCCCAAGGACCGUAAUAAGUGGAAACAGAUGUUUACUAUUUAUCCUGUCGGUGUGUCUGAAAGUUUAACUGUAGAGUUGGAAAUGCUCUGUGACUGUCCCUGUGAACAUCCCGGGCACCAUGCGUACAACGACAGUCCAUUAGUAUGUAGCGGGCAGGGUAUCUCUCAGUGUGGAGUCUGUGUGUGUCCUCCGGGGCGCUUCGGUAAGAACUGCGAGUGUUCAGCCCACGGCGGCGUGUCCGUGGAACAGGAGCGAGGCUGCAGACCGACCAACGCUAGCUCUGGACCUAUGUGUUCCAACAGAGGCAUGUGCAUCUGCGGUAUAUGCGAGUGUAACAAGAUGGACGACCCGCUGAAGGUGAUAUCUGGUCCGUUCUGCGAGUGCGAUAACUUCACGUGCGACAUGAACAAGGGUCAGCUGUGUUCUGGCCCUGAUCACGGGGAGUGCGUGUGCGGAAAGUGUUCCUGUCACCCGCAGUACAGCGGCCCCGCCUGCCAGUGUCUUAAGGACCAGGCACCUUGCAUGUCACCCGAAAACAACAAAAUCUGCAGCGGCAAUGGUAAAUGCGUUUGCGGUCAGUGCGUGUGCAAUGUUGAUGAAGAUAGACACUACUACGGAAAAUAUUGUGAGAACUGUCCGACGUGCCCCGGCCGCUGUGAGGACUUCAAGCAGUGCGUGUUGUGUGAAGUACACAAGCGCGGGCCCCUGUACCGGGACGAGGCGCCGGAGUGCGGGGACUGCGCCCUCUACCCCGAGGUCGUCGAGGGAAAGAUAGAAGCAAACGAGACGCUGAAUGAACAUUUGUGUAGUUUCUAUGACGACGAAGACUGUUUGUACGUUUACGUGUAUUCAUACAACGAAACAAGGCAUUUGCACAUCAGAGCACAGAAAGAACACGAAUGUCCUAAAAAGGUUUAUAUCCUGGGUAUCGUGUUGGGUGUGAUAGCGGCCAUCGUGCUGGUGGGGCUGGCGCUGCUGAUGCUGUGGAAGAUGGUCACCACCAUACACGACAGGAGAGAGUUCGCACGCUUCGAGAAGGAACGCAUGAUGGCUAAGUGGGACACGGGUGAAAAUCCGAUUUACAAGCAAGCGACAUCUACAUUCAAAAAUCCGACCUACGCCGGGAAAUAGAGAUACAUUUAGCUGCUGGGGCGCAGCGCAUAUAAUAUACUAUAAAGAUUAUAGAGAUAAAUGUAAUGCAUUUUAAACCAUUUAGACUUCAGUAUUCUAUAACGACAAGAAGAUUUCACGUAAAUCGUCGUUCGGAUACGCCUUGGAGAAGUGCCUUCCGUUAAGACUCUUGUCAUUCAUAUUAAUAAUCUCUUUACAAUUAAUCGAUGCGUAUUUUUAAAAACAUAUACCGUAUAAAUAUAUAGGUCUGUAACAAUCUCGGAUAUUUUAUAUAUAUUAUAUUAGUGGUAGAGUACGCUUUUGUACUUACAUGUGUGUGUGUGUGUGUUGGAUGUGUGUGUGUUGAGAUUUUAUUGAAUGAUUAUUAAUUGUAUGUUCAAUGGAAUCUUUGCAUUACUCAAUGGCUAUUAAUUAUAAUUAGGUACGUGACAUGACGUUAACAAUAUACAGUUGUGUCAUACGCAUAAAUAUAUAUGGAUAUGACGAGUUUGCAAUAAUUAAUUAUUGAAAGGAUAAUUAAAAUAAAUUUUGAUUGUAAUACAAAGGGUUGCGAGAUAGCGUAAGGUGACUGCCGCUUAGCUCUAGUGCCUUAUUAAUGUUUUAGUGCCAUUACUAAUCGUAUUGGAAUAAGUGUGUUAUUUAUUUCAACAUUACCUAAUCUCGAGUAACGACAUAGACUUAUUUAUUUUUUAAGCAGAUUAUAUAAUAAACUCCUGACGCUAUUUGUCUAUAGAUUUUCGAUCAACUUUUACGUUUUAUCUUUAUAUUUUUUUUUUAUUUUUUAAUUUAUGUGAUAUAUGAAGUGUAAUUGCGACUUGUAUAUAAUUUUAGUGUCUAUUCGAAUUCAAUGCCUUUUCAUUAAUAGCUAAUAAAAUUAUAUUAACUGUA
Molecule: messenger RNA, 3777 nt
Organism: Danaus plexippus (monarch butterfly)
Lineage: Eukaryota; Metazoa; Arthropoda; Insecta; Lepidoptera; Nymphalidae
Gene: mys
Product: integrin beta-PS
Exons: 17
Coding region: 367-2889 (840 amino acids)
Biological process (GO): cell-matrix adhesion; cell adhesion mediated by integrin; cell migration
Cellular component (GO): integrin complex; cell surface; focal adhesion
Molecular function (GO): integrin binding
Source: RefSeq, a predicted model, not a curated record